Austrofundulus limnaeus is the source of this 664-nucleotide messenger RNA. It is a transcript of the gene naf1, whose product is annotated as nuclear assembly factor 1 homolog (S. cerevisiae). Lineage: Eukaryota; Metazoa; Chordata; Actinopteri; Cyprinodontiformes; Rivulidae. Gene Ontology annotation, biological process: box H/ACA snoRNP assembly; ribosome biogenesis; pseudouridine synthesis. The record is from RefSeq and is a predicted model, not a curated record. The transcript is spliced from 4 exons. Gene Ontology annotation, cellular component: sno(s)RNA-containing ribonucleoprotein complex. The coding region runs from base 170 to 649 and encodes 159 amino acids. Gene Ontology annotation, molecular function: RNA binding.
AUGAACUUUAUCACAAAAUGCUAAUUUUUUCAGAAGGACCUGUAUAUAAAAUUCAGUUGAACCUAAAUUUACAAGAUUUCACUAGUUGAAUUUUACUAAACUUGUGCUUAUAUUUUAGCCAUGUACAAGUUGUUUUGAUGAAAAGUGAAGGAGAAAAGUAUUUUGUAAAAUGAAUAUAAAACAGGCCCACAGUGAAGACGGUCUUUGUAUUUAUGUGCAGGAGCUUCCAGCUGCAGAGGAAGUGUUUGUGACCUUACCAGAGGAAGCAGAACUGCGGCCGGUGGGAACAGUUUCCAGUAUUUUACACCAGCUCGUUAUUAUCCAGUCUCUGAAGGACACGCCUCCUCUGAAAGACGACAGCAUCCUCUUUACCUCUGAUAGGGUGGCUGUAGGAAAGGUGUUCGAGGUGUUUGGACCUGUUGCCAGUCCUUUGUACAUUUUACAUUUUAACUCUGAAGACCAGAUUAACAGCAAGGGCCUGACACAGGGAAUGCUGCUUUAUUACGCCCCYUCCAUCAAAGAGUACACAGGAUAUAUUCUGACCCAGCAGCUGACACUAGCAAAGGGAUCUGAUGCCUCCUGGAAGAAUGAUGAAGAACCACCAGAAGAGGUAAUCACUGUAAACACUGUUCUUUGGUCACAGGGUUGAUAUGGUUACAUUUAU